GCGAAGAGGAUUUAAUAGUCUUUGGUAUCCGCUGGGUAGUAAUGAGUUAAGAGAGAGAAUCAACUACACUUUCUAGAGAGAGAAACAACAAGAAGAAGAUAGUUGUACAGACCCAAAAAAGGAACAGGAUUUAAUUUUUCUUUAUGGUAUAUUUAAUGUGCACGGUUGUCGGGGAUUCAAGUUCAUCACUCCAAAAGAUUCACAUAUAAAAAGUAACCUCUGUAGCGUUGCUCUGGUCCAGUAAAUGUCUUUCCGCAGUAUAGCUCGGGAUAUCAGGGAUAGUAUUGGAAGCUUGUCUAGGCGGAGUUUCGAGGUUAGGCUGUCCAGUCAUAACAGAGGGAAGUCUCAGAGUGCUGUUCAUGAGUUGCAUGACCAUGCUAUAGUCAUUCAAAGCAGUUGUUGGGCAAGCCUUCCGCCAGAGUUACUUCGUGAUGUAAUUAAAAGAUUGGAGGCAAGUGAGAGUGCGUGGCCUGCUCGUAAACAUGUUGUCGCGUGUGCAGCUGUUUGCCGCUCAUGGAGGGAGAUGUGCAAAGAAAUUGUUCAGCGUCCGGAAUUCUCUGGAAAGUUGACCUUUCCCAUCUCUCUUAAGCAGCCUGGUUUUUGGGAUGGAACCAUCCAAUGCUUCAUCCGGAGGGACAAAGCUAAAUUAACUUACCAACUUUUCCUUUGCCUUAGCCCUGCCUUGCUUGUAGAAAAUGGCAAGUUUCUUCUUUCAGCAAAGCGUAAUCGGAGAACCACAUGUACAGAGUACAUCAUCUCUAUGAAUGCAGAUAACAUAUCAAGGUCAAACAGCUCUUACAUUGGAAAACUGAGGUCAAAUUUUCUGGGCACAAAGUUCAUAAUUUAUGAUACUCAGCCACCAUACAACAGUUCUAGUAUUCCUCCACCUGGUGGCAGCCGGAGAUUCUACUCCAAGAAAGUUUCUCCCAAAGUCCCUACAGGAAGCUACAACAUUGCACAGGUUAGCUACGAACUGAAUGUACUCGGAACCAGGGGGCCUCGCAGGAUGAAUUGUGUCAUGCACUCAAUCCCCAUCUCGUCCCUUCAACCCGGGGGCACUGUCCCAGGCCAAGCUGAACUUCUCCCUCCCAAUCUUGAAGACUCAUUUAGGAGCAUGUCCUUCUCAAAAUCAAUUGAUGCUUCAACAGAAUUCAAUAGUGCUCGGUUUUCAGAUAUUGGGGGUCCAAGUAAAGUAGAUGAAGAAGGGAAGAGUAGUGUUUUGGUUCUUCGAAAUAAGGCACCUAGAUGGCAUGAACAGCUGCAAUGUUGGUGUCUGAAUUUCCGAGGGAGGGUAACUGUCGCCUCUGUCAAGAAUUUCCAGUUGAUUGCUGCUACACAGCUUGCAGCUGGUGCCCCAACACCAGCACAACCGGCUCAGUCAUCAUCAGAUCAAGACAAGAUUAUCUUGCAGUUUGGUAAGGUUGGGAAAGAUAUGUUUACAAUGGAUUAUCGGUAUCCUUUGUCUGCCUUUCAGGCUUUCGCCAUCUGUUUGAGCAGCUUUGACACAAAGUUGGCAUGUGAAUAGAAAGGACACAAUAGAAGAUUUAGUUGAUACUAGUUUUUUCUUCCGUAGAGUUGCCGAAAAGAUUGAGUCGUCAUUGUGUUACUCUUCAUCAUAAUCAAGAAGAUGCAGGAAGCUCUUGCACAUUUGAAAGCUACUAUUCUCUUCUUUCUUUUUUCCUUCCUCUAGGUUCUUUCGUCAUUUUAUCCUUCAUUCAUAGAAUUUAAGAUGCUUCUGUUGUAAUUUUCGCUAAACUUGGUGAAAGGAACAAUGUAUAAACUAUGUAACAUGUGUGAUUUCCAGUUGUAACAUCCAUUUGUAUUCAGCCCAGUCCA
Messenger RNA from Solanum dulcamara, 1836 nucleotides. RefSeq names its product tubby-like F-box protein 8. The coding region runs from base 245 to 1525 and encodes 426 amino acids. The transcript has 5 exons. Gene Ontology annotation, molecular function: protein binding. The record is from RefSeq and is a predicted model, not a curated record. Lineage: Eukaryota; Viridiplantae; Streptophyta; Magnoliopsida; Solanales; Solanaceae.